Messenger RNA from Salmo salar (Atlantic salmon), 2868 nucleotides. RefSeq names its product G-protein coupled receptor 22-like. Gene Ontology annotation, molecular function: peptide binding; G protein-coupled receptor activity. Gene Ontology annotation, cellular component: plasma membrane. Gene Ontology annotation, biological process: G protein-coupled receptor signaling pathway; cellular response to hormone stimulus. The record is from RefSeq and is a predicted model, not a curated record. NCBI's taxonomy places the organism in Eukaryota, Metazoa, Chordata, Actinopteri, Salmoniformes, Salmonidae.
UAUCGGAUGGAGGGAAAGCAGCUCUACGUCUGAUGUGACUAGUGGUACCGUACUCUCUGCUGAGCAGCAUGUGGUCUCCGAAGACACUCACAACAUGUUGACGGGAUUCUUCACGGUACAUAAUACUGUUGCAGGACAAUCAUCUCCAACACAGAGGCAACAACGCAGAUUUUACAUGAGAGUGACAGGGAUGUAGACUACAACAGCAUUAAUAUAAUCACAUUACAUAGCCAUUAAACAUGAUAUGAAAUACAACAAAUAGAAGACCAAGAGCUACAAACAGGAUUGUUACUGCUCUGUUCUCCAUCAUCAUGGAGCCAGUUUGCACAAUGGGAACACAUCACGGCUGUGACGGUUACUACUACCCCUGACGCUUGAGAAGUCCCCACCAUGGAGACGGACAGCUACACCCCGACCCCAGCCCCGAGCGACUGGGCUGGGACGGUGGUAGGUGUGGGGGCCCUGGAGGAGGUCUCGGGGGGAAGUGUCUCCUCCAGCACAGCCUGGUACAUGCCCUACCCCCUGGGCUUCCAGGUGUCACUGACCGCCUUCCUCAUGCUAGAGCUGGUCCUAGGCUUCAGCAGCAACUUGAUCGUGCUGGUGCUCUACUGCUCUCAGUCCAACCUGGUCGACUCGGUCAGCAACAUGGUCACGGUCAACCUGCAUGUGCUGGACGUGAUGUUGUGUGUGCUUUGUCUGCCUCUGACCCUGGUGGUGGUGCUUCUGCCCCCAGGGCCCAACCUGGCCCUGCUCUGCUGCUUCCACGAGGCCUGUGUCACCUUCGCCUCCUUCGCCACCGCCAUCAACGUGCUGGUCAUCAGCGUGGACCGCUACGACAUCUCUGUCCGACCCGCCAACCGGUUGCUCACCCCGCAGAGGGCGGGGCUGCUGCUGGCUGCCGUCUGGGCCACGUCUCUGGCCGUCUUCUUCAUCCCCUUUCUGGAGGUGGAGUUUCUCACCGGAGGGGCGGAGAGUGGACAGCACAGCUCCACCUCCUCCCCCGACACCACCCUGGCACUAGUGUGGCGUAACCGGACGAUGCUUUGUGUGGGUGGACAGGGCUACCACACAGGCCUGGCCAUGUACUACCACCUGCUGCUGCAGGUGCCCAUCUUCUUUAUCACAGUGGCAGUCAUGCUGUUCACAUACUCACGGAUCCUGCGGGCCUUGAACAUUCGCAUCGGCUCCCAUAUUAAAAAGAGCCAGCGCUUCAGGGCACCUUCCUGCAGGGGGCACCGUAAGAGACAGAAGCAGAAGGCAGGGCGGGGAGUGAUAGAGGGAGGAGAGCAGUGUACAGACACAGCCAAGCACCUCUCUCACCCUCCACUCAUCCCAUCCCCCACAGCCACCUCCCCCCCAGCCCUGUCCUCAGCCCCUCUGGUUAGCUCAGAAGGCACUGUUGCUGCUGCUGCUGCCCCUGCACCUGCUGCCCCUGUCACCGGUCCCACUGUUCAGGCAUCUGUGUCGGCCAUCAUUGCCUUGCGGCGGGCCGUGAGGCGUCACCGGGACCGGCGGGAGCGCCAGCGGCGCGUCUUCAGGAUGUCCCUCCUCAUCGUCUCCACUUUCCUAGGUUGCUGGGCUCCACUGUCCGUGGCCAAUGUGCUGAUCCUGGGCCUGGGCCCCAGUGACACCCUGGUCAGCCUGCGCCUCUGGUUUCUGGCCCUGGCCUAUGGCACCACCAUCUCCCACCCACUGCUCUAUGCCUUCACCAGGCAGAAGGUGCGGCUUGCCCUCAGAGCCAAGGUGAAGAAGAGGGUGGUGUCACUACUGCAGGUGGACCCCUCGCCAGGAGAGACCGUCACACACAACUCCUGGGUGGAGCCAAGGAAGGGACGCCAGUUACAGCUGGAGGGCAGCGAAACCAUUGACCAUUGCCUGGUAGAGCCCUUGAAGAAUAGCACACACUAGCUGCACCAGGUGCAGGUGCACCAGGUGCAGGACCGAGUUUAGGAAACCCUGCUGUAUAUCACUGAGUGUAAACACUAAGAUGCUUAUGUACGUAACUUCUUUACAGUAGCCUAUAUGAGUGUCUGUUUGGCCAGCACAGGAUCAGAAUUCCACCCACUCAAGCAUUGGAAGGCAGCUUCUAAAAAAACAGAAAAACAUUGGCACCCAUAUAGAUACACAAAUACAUAUCCUGCUAAAUACAGAUGUAGGACCUUAAUUGAAGCCAGUUUGCUACAACAUGAAAAUAAUCCUGCAUCAACAGGAAAUGUGAAUUAUUAUGUGGAUUAUAAUUAAUGGACAUUUUUUGUAGGGUUUGAUAAAAUAAUUUGGGGGUAAAUCAAGUCUGACAUUUUAAAGUGGAAAUUAUAAAAUUUAGAAGCCUUUUUAAAACUUGAAUGCACAGCAAGGUUGCAUUUCUUGCUGAGCAGGAAAAUUCUCAGCAACAAAAGAGUGAUCAAAUGAAGAUCUUACAUCUGUAUUACCCAUGCCUUAACUAUUUUAAGAAUGGGUUUAAAGGUAUCAUUGAUUCUGAACAAGAAUAUGUAUAUAUCCUACUGAUAUAAUAUAAGAUGGAACUUUGUACAUAGUGUACACUAUCAUCUAUUCAUAUAUACAGUAACUUCAGAAAGUAUUCAGACCCCUUGACUUAUUCAAUAUUUUGUUGUGUUACAGACGGAAUUCAAAAUGGGUUGAAUAGAUUUUUUGGCUCACCCAUCUACACACAAUACCCCAUAAUGACAAAGAGAAAACAUGUUUUUAGAAAUGUUAGCAAAUGUAUUAAAAAAUAAGUAUUCACACCCCUGAGUCAAUACAUGCUAGAAUCCCCUUUAGGCACGAUUACAGCUGUCAUUCUUUCUGGGUAAGUCUCUAAUAGCUUCGCAUACCUGGAUUGUACAAUAUUUGCACAUUAUUAUUUAAAAA